This is a messenger RNA of Penicillium verrucosum, 1842 nucleotides long. RefSeq lists its product as uncharacterized. The transcript is spliced from 2 exons. NCBI's taxonomy places the organism in Eukaryota, Fungi, Ascomycota, Eurotiomycetes, Eurotiales, Aspergillaceae. Bases 1 to 1842 code for a protein of 613 amino acids. The record is from RefSeq and is a predicted model, not a curated record.
AUGAGUCUUGUCAACCAACAGGCAGGCUCAGACACCAUACGUCGCCAUUUAUUCUCGCUAUCAUCAGUCUUCCGAUCCCGGGCAAGCCAGAGACCUAGCAUAACUGAUCCAGUGCAGGAAGAGCCAACUUGUCAAGAAAGGAUUCAUUACCCUGUGUUUAAUCCCUUGGAUCCUCGCCACAAUCCAGAGAUAUCGACCUCGUCGUGGCGUCCCAAUCAGCAACGGAGUUUGACUUCAGAAUCGCGCACUCCAAAAGAAUGGGUCCAAUCUGUCUCAAAACGAACUCUCCACAAAGCACGGUCAGGUUUAUUGGCGCUACGGUCGGGGUUUAGCCACCGUUCAAGUGAAGAAGACAACCCCGAGAAAUGUUUCGUUGGCCCCGUUGCUCUGAGACAGGAAAGACAGCGCCAAGCGAUUUCAUCCGAGGCGUACACUUCGGAUACACAGGAGGACGUGAAUUUCGGCGCUGAACUAUCUCGCAUGCACCUUCCACCGUCUUCGCCAUCGUCCAGUACUGAAGUGGGGUCUCUUAUCCGCGUCAGGUCUCUGGGUUCGAUACCUGACUCGUUCGCAACAUUUCACGGAGCUGCAUCUUCACCCUUAUUUUACCCACCCAGCCGAGCUGUAAGUAAUUCGGGUGUGAACUCGAGAUGUACACUAGCCACCGACCAUAAUCUUGCCUUCCAAUUUGGUGAAACUGGAGAUUUGGAGGCAAAUAUGGACUCUGAAGAUCACUUCGCUCACACCAUGCCAUCGACAGAGAACCAUUUGACACAACAGACAUGGGGCGUUGCAAUCUCUACUGAUGGAGAGAUUAAAAUGUCCUCCCAUGACCUGCCAGAUCCUGGGUCUAUUUGUGAAGAGCAGGAGCAGCAGGCAACAAAUCUUCACCAGCAAAAUAUCAGACAUGCAAGUUCAGAUACAGAAAUCAGUGAUUAUCAACCAAGUUUAGCUCCCAUCUCGAGACAGUCUUCCGCCGAAGUUCGAUUUGCAUUUCCAGGAAUAUAUCAGGAGACGCUGCACCAGUGGGGGAGACAACAUGAUAGUCCCAGCCCUAGUCAACACACUCCCAAUCCCAGUGCAGAAAGUCCCAACACCAGUCGACACAGUUCCAGCCUCGGCCAGCACCGUCCCAAUCUUAGUGAAAACAGUCUCAGGCUUCAUGAACAAGAACAAACCCCGUGCACUUCCCCAAACCCACUCAAAUGCAUUGUGCUUCAGGAUGACACAUACAACAACCUGCCUCCAUACAAUGAAAUUGAUGAAAGCCUCAUACCUUUGGUACCCUCACAAACCCCGAUCAACCGUUCUGAAGAGAUGCAGCCCUUUUCUUAUCUCAAUCCCCUUAAUUUUAUCUCCAACCGGAACUUUGGCGAAAGAUGGCCGUCUACCUCCGAAAGAGCAACCACACAGCGGUCAAGUGUUGAAGAUGAUUCAAGCCGUUCCACACCCGCUGAUACCACAUCCCGGGAUCUCACAUCAACUGAAAUGACUUCAAUGGAAUCAAUGACGAACGAUACAUGGUCCCCAUGGUCCCCCGUCGAGUCUGAACUUCUUUUCCCAAGCCCAGUGGAGGAUGGAAAUGGGUAUUUUCUUGUUGACGGCAAAACAAGCAGCCAGUAUCCCGACAGCGGCAAUCAACCAGUCAAAUCUGCACAGCAUAGCACCAGCAACUAUAAUACCACCAGAGCACCUCAACAACUAAAUAGGCUAAUCUCUCCGGGGAUCAUGUCCCAACCGCUCAUCCCUGAUGGCAUUCCUGGUGCAGGAUUGGACUUUGUGGAAGAUGAUACGGAUGACGAGUUUUACCCUGGAAUUGUGCAUCCAAGACAGUUUUGGUGA